This is a messenger RNA of Acanthoscelides obtectus, 435 nucleotides long. Lineage: Eukaryota; Metazoa; Arthropoda; Insecta; Coleoptera; Chrysomelidae. The record is from the annotation of a GenBank genome assembly.
AUGGCCAAAAGUUAUGGAUUUCCUGCUGCGCUCGAUACAUACAACCAAGAUAUAGAUACUCCUAUUUUCGUUACGCCUCCAGCCACUUCCACAUCAACAUUUUACGACGCAUUCUCACCUACAUCCCAUACCUAUCUGGUCUUACCUUAUUAUCCUUGUAUCAUACUGGACAGCUCUGAAAAUAAAAUGGUAUACACGCGGGACAUAGGAAUUCUGACACAAAAUCAAAGCUUGAACCCCAGCAGCUCAGUCACUAAGAAAGCCAAGGCCAUUCUUGGAAGGGAGCAAAGACUCGAAAACCCAACAGCAACAGAAAUACUGGAUCACCUUAAGCAAAAGCUCAAGGCUAUGGCUAAAAAGCUCCGACGGUAUAAGGAAAGUAACACAAGACGUCAACACAAUAGUCAGUUUAGCAGGAGUGAAAGGAGCUUUUAA